This is a messenger RNA of Cannabis sativa, 806 nucleotides long. RefSeq names its product reactive Intermediate Deaminase A, chloroplastic. Gene Ontology annotation, molecular function: deaminase activity. The transcript has a single exon. The record is from RefSeq and is a predicted model, not a curated record. Gene Ontology annotation, cellular component: cytosol. NCBI's taxonomy places the organism in Eukaryota, Viridiplantae, Streptophyta, Magnoliopsida, Rosales, Cannabaceae. Bases 1 to 570 code for a protein of 189 amino acids.
AUGGCGUGGUCUGCGGCGAGAGCAUUCAAUGUUCAGGCGGUGGAAAUGGGCAGCUCACUGUGCCCUCGGUCUCCCUUAGCUGCAGCCGGAUUGGGUUGCGUCUCUCUUGCCGGCUCUACUCUAUGGCGAUCGUCUUCAAUCAAUCGCUCUAUGCCUUUUGCUUGCAUGAGCAUUGCCACUGAUGCUACCCGUAUUAAAGAAGCUGUUAAAACAGACAAGGCUCCUGCUGCAUUGGGACCCUAUUCCCAGGCUAUCAAAGCAAAUAACUUUCUCUAUGUUUCUGGUGUUUUGGGUCUUAUUCCUGAGACUGGAAAGUUUGUAUCAGAUAACGUUGAAGAUCAAACCGAGCAGGUUAUGAAAAACAUGGGAGAAAUUCUGAAAGCGGGUGGUGUCAGCUAUGGUUCUGUGGUCAAAACAACGAUUAUGUUGGCUGACUUAAAUGACUUCAAGAAAGUAAAUGAGAUCUAUGCUAAAUAUUUUCCUUCACCUGCACCGGCUCGUUCAACAUAUCAAGUAGCAGCAUUGCCUUUAAACGCCAAGAUUGAAAUUGAGUGCAUUGCAGCGCUGUAGCGUAGCCUCCCUCCUCGAAAAGGUUGUUCAUUUUACUCUCAGUUAACCAUUUUGGAUUAAUAAUGUGAAAGGGGACCCCAGAAGAUCCUAUAAUGUAUCGAAGUAACUUUUGCCGUAUGGAUUAUAAUGUUGUUGUAACGUUGUUCUCUGUAAUUCGCUUACCUGUGACACUGCAGUUUUGUGAAAUGGUAUCUCAAAAUGGAGAAAGAACUUGGCUCUCUUUCAAAAAAAGAAAA